CCCGUCAUUGUUUAUUCAAAAAUGACGGAAAACAGCGCGUCGCCGGAGGACCCCUGGCUCAAAUUGGAAGUAAAGUCUGGCUGGCUUUGAGAUAGACGGGAACUUCUGCUGUAUUUGACUGUUCUAUUGUUUGACUUGCUGCAUUGCUAAUCACCAUGUCUCAGCAGACAGAUGGCACUUUCAGCGACAAUGGCUUUGACCACAGCUUCUUUGCAGAAAGUGCUCGCAAAGGAAGUCUAGUGUCAAGAGCCAACAGCAUUGGAUCCACAAGUGCCUCAUCAGUUCCAAAUACAGAUGAUGAAGACAGUGACAACAGACAUGAAACCCCUUAUAAGGAGUCUUAUAAAGACCGGAGAAGACAGGCACACACGCAAGCAGAGCAGAAACGAAGGGAUGCCAUCAAGAAAGGUUAUGAUGAUCUGCAGUCUAUAGUGCCUACAUGCCAGCAGCAGUCUGAGUUUGCCAUGGCCACACAGAAGAUGAGCAAAGCUACAGUCCUGCAGAAAACAAUCGACUACAUUCAGUUUCUCCACAAAGAAAAGAAGAAGCAGGAAGAGGAAGUUUCCACACUUAGGAAGGAGGUGAUGGCAUUGAAAAUUAUGAAAACGAACUAUGAGCACAUUGUAAAGGCCCAUCAGAAUAACCCUCAGCAGGGCAGCGAGCAGGUGUCAGAUCAGGUGAAGUUCAGCGUGUUUCAGAGCAUCAUGGACUCUUUGUUCCAGUCCUUCAGUGCCUCCGUCUCCGUCAGCAGCUUUCAGGAGCUCUCUGCUUGUGUCUUCAGCUGGAUCGAGGAGCACUGCAAGCCCCAGACGCUGCGAGAGUUUGUGGUGACUGUGCUGCAGCAGGUGAAUGGGCAGAUGUACUGAAGCUCUGGAGCCAUCCGUCUGCUUGCUUCUCAGAUUUAGGGUGUGACACCCUUGUACCCAGCUAUUAUCCCAUUCAAACAACAUAGGAACUGUCUCUCUUACACACACACUAUACAGCAGGGCUUAAGCACAUGAAUGGACUGGUGUGCAUUCAAGAACCUGCUUUAGAUAAUUUACACAAGUAUUGAUGAUAUUGUGAUAUAGGUGUUGGGAGCUUCGUGUAAAGUGUUUACAGUCCAAGUGUGGAAUGCAGUUUUGUCAGACUGGUUGUCAUUUAGUGGGGGACUUUUAAUGGUGAAUAUUUUAUGUUAUAACACUAGUAAUUAUGAGGAUAAUAAUACAUGUUAGCAUAUUUGCUAUUUUCUUACAUACCUUCAGGUGGUUCAGAAAUGAAAUCUUUGUCUAGGAGGUUUGAGUCAUAUUGUAUAGAGGCUGAGAAAUCUUUUCAGAGAAGGUUUGCUCAGCAAUGCUGAGUCAAGUCUAAGGUUCCUAAGUUUGCUCUCUUUGGGAUACUGUAACCAAAAUUGCAGUAUCUACGCACAAAGUGUGAAAGACAAAUAUAUUGUUUUCUGCAUGUGUAGCACAAUUUUCAGUGUUUUAUUCUAAAUGUAUGUUAAUGGCUUGAGACUAUGAUCAGUAUGUUCUCUGUGCUGCAUAAGCUAUCCUUGAAGACACAGUCACAUCCAUGCAUGCUAACAACUUUACAUGGUUUGACUACCCAAAAAUAUUUAAUGUAUGUUAAUCAGACAAAUGCAUAGUGAGAAUUAGAACUAAAGUCUCAGGAAAACUUUUUUCUGUAUCAAGACUUUUAAAUAACAAUCACAGUUUGACCUGUGCUGGAAAAAGGGACAUCUUAUAUUUUAAGCCAUAAUGUGAGAGAGAGUAAGUCACUGAGUUAAAUAAUACUUUGUGCUUUUGCAUUUCUGACUUCAAGAAAAUCUUAAAUAUUUUUGUAAAGGUAUCAUUUUUCGUUCAGAAAUAAAUGAUGUUCAAACUUAUUUACAGUACUUUUCUUUCUCAACAUAACUUUUAUAAAUAGAUGUUUUUUUUUUUUUACAUUACAAUUCUCGCAAAAAGUCACAUAAUCCUCUACCUCACUUUUCAAUUGCUCCAGAUGACUGAUGUCUGAGAUGUUCUAGCUACUGGUGUC
Molecule: messenger RNA, 2016 nt
Organism: Xyrauchen texanus (razorback sucker)
Lineage: Eukaryota; Metazoa; Chordata; Actinopteri; Cypriniformes; Catostomidae
Gene: mlx
Product: MAX dimerization protein MLX
Exons: 8
Coding region: 156-866 (236 amino acids)
Biological process (GO): regulation of transcription by RNA polymerase II
Cellular component (GO): nucleus
Molecular function (GO): RNA polymerase II cis-regulatory region sequence-specific DNA binding; protein dimerization activity; DNA-binding transcription factor activity, RNA polymerase II-specific
Source: RefSeq, a predicted model, not a curated record